Limanda limanda (common dab) is the source of this 1319-nucleotide messenger RNA. Its product is annotated as vitelline membrane outer layer protein 1 homolog. NCBI's taxonomy places the organism in Eukaryota, Metazoa, Chordata, Actinopteri, Pleuronectiformes, Pleuronectidae. The record is from RefSeq and is a predicted model, not a curated record. The coding region runs from base 617 to 1243 and encodes 208 amino acids. The transcript has 4 exons.
CUGAGGGACGGGAUGGAGGUCAGGCGCCCAGGAGGGGGGAGAGGGUGAAAAAGUUUUCCCACAGAGAAAGUAUCAAGGGUAGGAAUGUAGCCAUCUUACACUGAUGACGUCAUCUGGAGCCAGAGUCUGAGCAGGAGCAGUCGGGGGAAGAAGCCGAGGCCGAUGAGUGAGUCUCAGCUGUCAGUCAUGACCUUACUCUCCUGUUUUGAUAGCUUUUAGAGGCUGUUCACCUCAAAUUACUUUCACUUCAUAUCUGACGAUAAAGUUUAUCUCUGCAUAUCCAAGAAAAACAAAUGUGUGUUUACUCUCUUAAUGUCUUUCCUGGCCCGGCUUGUUUAAUCUAUGUAUAGACUGUAAUACAUGUAGUUUACAGGAGGCUGUUGGUCCUUGGAGAAAUGUCCUAUUGACCCAUUGAUUCUGAGCUCUCUGGAGAUGUGGAAAUGUUAAAUCCACACCAGUUCCACUUCGUCUGCGUCUCUGUAAAUGAUUCACGCUGAUACGAGUUGUCUGUUCCGCGAUCAACAUGUAAACUAUAUAAGAGCUUUUGAGGCUGAACCCCCUCCGGUAGUCGUUAGCUGGCUUUUCCCGUUGAAACCUUCCACUCACUGCUGUCGACAUGGAGAGUCUGCUCGGCGCCGUGGCCUCGCUGGCUCCGUUCUUCUUGGGGUUGUUCCAGCAGGAAGCUGGUGUGGCCUUUACCAGCCGGCCGUACAAAUCUGAGGUGAAUGUGACAAACGGAGAGCGGUUUGGAAACUGGACGUGGCCCGAGAUGUGUCCUGACCAGUUCUUUGCUGUUGGCUUCAGUACCAGGGUGCAGGCCUACCUUUACCCUGGCGACAACACAGCCAUGAACGGCAUCCGCCUCAUCUGCAGCAAAGACGGGAACCGAAGCUUAACUUACUCUGUCGAGUCUCACACUGGCUACUGGGGCAACUGGUCCCUACCUCAGUUCUGCCCCAGUGGCGUGCUCAGCUCUUUCCAGCUCCGCGUGGAGGGCCAUCGGGGCCGGAUGGGUGAUGACAGCACCGCCGUCAACAACAUCAAGUUCCGCUGCAGCAGUGGCCGCCUGUUGAAGGGCACCGGCACGAAAUGGGGGUUGUAUGGCGAAUGGAGCCAGAAUUGUGACGACGGAGGAAUCUGUGGCAUCGAGACCAAGAUGGAGGAAGAACUGUCUGGAGGGGACAACACCGCCCUCAACGACGUGCGCUUCCGUUGCUGUGCCAGAGAGCCCAGCAGUGAUUGACUGGUGAGCAGCUUGGUCCGCCCCUCCUCCGUCAACCUGAAUUAAACAAUGACAAAUAAUAAAGUGCUCAUUUGAA